AUGGCCUACAUCUUAGGAAUUCCCCUCCCGGGUAGAGACUACUUGUCAUCGAUCCCGGAAGAAGCUCGAGUUGGCAUUCUCUCAAAUCUGACCCACCAAGAUCUUGCUGCAGCACGACUUUCUUGCAGAAUACUCGGCGCAUCCGGACGUGGGCUUCUCGGAAGAAACCUGAUCUUUGCCCACCGGUUGGAUACCAUUGCUCGCUUCAGGGAAAUCAUCGCCAGUCCCUGGAGAAACAACGUCACCACCUUGACUUACGAUAGCAGCCGUUAUUGGGAGAACCAUGUCCGAGACGAAGACGCAUAUGCCAAUAACUACAUGGAUGUCGAACGUUAUUCCAUUGAUCCCUGGCGUAUCUCUGUGCAACAAGAUAGCGCUGAUCUCGCAAAUCUGAAUUGUGCACUCCCGGCAGUACCUGAUGUAACGAACGAACUUUUAAACGCCGAGGGUCGCCGUCUAGUAUCGAAUGCCAACCGAGCCACCUGGAGCAAUGACACCCACGCCAAGUACAUCCAGCGCUUCAAGGUGCAAUCAACACUAGAAACCAACAACACAGCUCUCCAACUCAUCACUGAGGCAUUCAGGAGGUGUCCGCGGUUGAAGCACGUCGUCAUGACCGACUAUCGUGGGCUGGCGAGACAGGGUGAAUCCUACGCCGAAGYUUGCCUCCGGAUGUUUGGAACAACAUUGCCACCAGAAACAUAUGUUUGCACUGAUAUAGACGACAUUGUGGUGGUCAUGUUUGCGCUCACGGCUGUCCCGAGYGCAGGUAUUCAAUCCUUUUCCAUUGGGCCGCAUCCAUUCGCAUCUGUGCAAGGAAUGAUGAGUGGAUAUUAUAUGCACCGACUCACGACAGAAGUGCAGAGUACUCUUACUCGCUACCCAGCAGACUCCUUUAUCAAUGUGUUUGACAGACACUUCAAACCACUGCGCCGUCUCCGCCUGCCGUACUACGACCCGAAUGACUGGGGAUAUGUUGGUCGGACGCCUGAAAACAUUUGGUACAUGCUGAACGCUGCUCGAGGAUCGGUCCGUCAUCUUUCAAUCACAAGGGCGUGCGUAGCAGGGAUCCAUCCCGGGGCUGACGGGGUCCGAUAUCCUGCAAACAGCGAUUUCCUGAGUCUCACCUUUCCCGAUCUCACAUCUGUUGAAUUCCACCAUCUCCAUUUGACAGACGACGCAGACCUGAGAGCAUUCCUCUUGAGGCAUAGACAAAAGCUCCGUCAAGUCACCCUGAUUGCAUGCCACUGGGCCGUUGGUACCGCAGGCAUUGAUCAAUCCAUAGCCUUGGCUGAAUGGGGUCGAAAGAACCUCACCCUGACGGGCAUUGAGUAUGUGCAUGCCAUGGAUUUGGAUCGGCUUGCGCACGUUGACUGGGAGGAGGGUGAUGAAGAUCGUUGGCAACUUAGAGAUCAUCCACCCGCUGAAAUUGCCAUUAGGCAUGUGGAGAGACUUGAGAAGUGCUGGCUCAGUUCUACAGGCAAUUCUUUACCACGCACCGUCGAUGUGGCGGACCGUGUGGAGCGGGCAAAGGACGUGACUACCCCGAAUUGGUGGAUGCGGCCGGGGAGACUCCAACUGUUGUGA
Molecule: messenger RNA, 1587 nt
Organism: Ramularia collo-cygni
Lineage: Eukaryota; Fungi; Ascomycota; Dothideomycetes; Mycosphaerellales; Mycosphaerellaceae
Exons: 2
Coding region: 1-1587 (528 amino acids)
Molecular function (GO): protein binding
Source: RefSeq, a predicted model, not a curated record